AGUUUGUGCUAUUCAGCGACAUAGUAUUUCUAGCAUAAGCAGUAGUGUAACAUGUACUUACUAUGGGACGUGUGACUUGCUUAAUGACAUUCUAUGGUUUGAAGGCAUUUUCUGCAACAUUUAUCUGAUACUGGAAGGCAAUCAGUAUGGGUAGUGCUACUGAUUACAAUGCUGAGAAGGCCCGCAUCGAGGAAACCAUUCUUGCGGCGAUAAACACUAGUCUUGAUCCAGCGGCAGCAGCCAGAAAGGCUUUGGCGGGGGCUUUUCCGGCGGCAAGCUUUACGGACAAGGAGGAUGGCACGCUCAGCGUCCAGGGGCUCGAUGCGGCACAGCGGCAGAGCCUGGAGGACGCCCUGUUUGAGCUCAACCUGUCGCUUGCAAACCAGGCGGUGGCCAGGGGCCUUCCUCUCAUGCAGUUCCUGCACUCUGAUGCAGCGCACCAAGGGGUCAUGACCUUGCCCAGGUUCCUGCAAGUGUGCCUCGAGCUCGCACGCCCGCCGCUGACUGAGCCGUUGAAGGACGCGGAGAAGGCUGGUGGGCGGCGCCGGUUGCUGGACUAUGAGAGCUGGGCGCGGCUUUUCGAGCAGCUCAUGGAGGUGGGGACCAUUGCGGACUGCGCCGACCUCUUCCGUCUCAUGGAGGGAGGCGGCGGAGCGGGGCCAGCAGCGGGCGGCGGCAGCAGCACUGGCAGCAGCGGCAGUGGCGGGAGGGAUCUGGGUUGGGCGGCGGUGUUUUGCGCCGAGGAGUUCCGGCGGGAGCAGGGCGCCAAGCUGACGCUGCUGCGCAUGAGCAACAUGCUGUUCAGGAGGCUGUCAAAGGCCUACGACGUGCAGCUGUGCGGGCGGCUGCUGAUCUUCAUUUCGCGGUGCUACGAGCUGAACGACAAGAGCGGCCUGAACGUUGCGGGCGCCCUGAACAGCGGUCUGGCGCUCCCGGUGGACGAGGUGGAGGCGGGGGCGGUGGACAGCAUCGGCGAGCAGAUCGACCGCCGGCUGUACAGCUGCUUCUGGGGGCUGCAGGCGGUGUUCCAGAACCCCACUCAGGUGCUACAGCCCGCCGUGUACGGCAAGGUGCUAGCAGACAUUGGCAGCGUACUGGAGGAGUUCGCCGCCAUUAAGAACCCAGUGGCGGCCACUGGCCCAUGGGUCGCUGCUCGCGGCAGCAACCACAACAACCAGCCGCAAGGCGGCCAGCCGCAGCAGCAGCCGGCAGCCGCAGCAGCAGAGGAGGCUAUGGAGGUGGACGGGUCCGCAGCAGCCGGGUCAGGGGCAGCAGGUGGAGGUGGAGGUGGUGGGGGCGGCAGUGGUGGUGCGGGCACUCGCUACCUGACCAGCAGCAAGCUGUUCGGGUUGCAACUGCGGGACUGCACAUUCAGGCGCCACUUCCUGCUACAGUGCCUUGCGCUGCUGCAGUACAUCGAGCAGCCCAGCAAGACCGACCGCUCCGCCAUCGGACAGCGGCCCGAGGGACUGGAGGCGCUCAGGACCAAGCUCUACACCGCCCUGGCGGACACCAAGGACCACGGGACCGAGUUCGCAGCCGCCGUGCGCAGCGUGCUUGACCACGAGGCGCACUGGGUGGCCUGGAAGCACGGGACGCAGCCGCCGCCGCAGCAGCAGCAACAGCAGACACAGCCGCCGGGGGUGGCGGCAGGUGCGCAGUCGCCGGUUGGGGCAGCAGCAGCAGCGGCAGCAGGAGGGGCGGCGGCAGGAGCGGGAGCAGCAGCGGCGGCAGCAGAGCUCUGUCGCGACUUUUCGCGUCCGCCGGCAGCGCCGACGCGGGAGGUGACGUCCACAUCUCAUGGGGAGGCGGGCGGAGCGGCUCCGGGAGGAAAGCGCAAGCGUGCCGGCGGCGCCCGCGGCGGAAACCUCAGCAAUGGCGGCGUGUUUGGCGGCGGGCGUUACGCCGUGUCGCGCGGCGUGACGGGUCUGGCCGACCCAUUGGUCGGUCUGAAGGUUUCGGAGCGUCGUACUCGGAGCCGCAAUGUGAUUGGCGAGGAGGAGGUUGUGCCCAUGCUGCCUAGCGCCACGGAGCUGCUGUUCCCCAUCCUGGAGGACCUGGACCCUGACAACGACGUGGAGCCGCAGUACCGCCGCGUGCGGGAGCAGGUGUUUGCGUGGAAGCGCAUGCGCACCCUGGCCAGGAACUGCCUGGAGUUCUACAAGAAGGGUGACGACCUGGAGGAGGCUGUGCUGGAAAUGCACCCGGAGCUGAGGUCCAAGAUCGCGGCACGCAAGGCGGAGCGGGAGGCGGAGCUGGCGGCGGCGGCAGCAGCGGAGGCGGCGGAGGCGGGG
This is a messenger RNA of Astrephomene gubernaculifera, 2294 nucleotides long. The record is from the annotation of a GenBank genome assembly. NCBI's taxonomy places the organism in Eukaryota, Viridiplantae, Chlorophyta, Chlorophyceae, Chlamydomonadales, Astrephomenaceae.